Molecule: messenger RNA, 8441 nt
Organism: Ornithodoros turicata
Lineage: Eukaryota; Metazoa; Arthropoda; Arachnida; Ixodida; Argasidae
Gene: l(3)80Fj
Product: stalled ribosome sensor GCN1-like
Exons: 46
Coding region: 71-8032 (2653 amino acids)
Biological process (GO): regulation of translation; cellular response to amino acid starvation
Cellular component (GO): cytosol
Molecular function (GO): protein kinase regulator activity; protein binding
Source: RefSeq, a predicted model, not a curated record
ACAGCCUCAUUGACAUUGUGAUCAAGACUUGUCGGUUUCUUUCCACCUUUCCACGCCGGACUGCAAAGUUAUGGCAGGAGCUGAAGUCUUAUCUGUUUUCAAAGACCUGCCUGUGAAGAUACAAGCGUCGAAGCUUGCGUGUCGAAAAGAUCUCUUCGCUCAGUUAGAAGAAGCAAUAAAAAAUGAGUUGCCAGGGCCCGUGGUGCGUGGCUUAUGCCAAGCUGUGGUGCGAGUAUCUCUCCAUCGGUACCAGGGUCGCCCUUCCAGGAGACUAGUGCACCGUUUCCUGGCAUCCCUGGUGCACCAACAGACACCUGCAGCUCGUCAGCUUGUGGACGCACUGACUGAAGUGACUCGUGUUCACGGUGGCCUCGUCAUCACGAGGAACCUCAGCAGUGUGUGCCUGACAGCUCUUGAGUGGUCAUGUGUUCUGGACAGACCCAUGCUAGAUGAAUCUCUACUCAAAGCUUUGGUUGACACCCAAGCUUGCCUCGUCCUAUGUGUCUGGGCGUCGGGCAAUGUGACUCUCCGGCGCAAGGCUGCUCAGUGCCUCCGACAAUUCUGGAGCGAAAAAGUGCCUGUAUCGGACUAUGUGAGUGCGUUGGUAUCCCUCGAACCAUCUUGGGCUGUGCUGCAACUGUGGUGUGCCCUGGUAACUCAUCUCGAUGAACGGCGCCUCACACAAGUUGUGGAUGCUCAUAAGGGCCGCUUUCUGGAGCUAUUUAAAGUACAGGUGCUUGGAAGCAAGGCAAGACCACCGCCUCAAGUACUGGAGGCAUGCCGAGCUUUGCUUCGGCAUGCCAGCCAUGACGACUUUGGGCAGCUCUUGUUACCGGCUAUGCAGAAGGCCCUCCUACGCAAUCCGGAGCAUCAAAUGGGAAGUGUGUCGUGCAUUCUCCAGGGAGUUACGCUAGAACUCAGUCGCUAUGCCGUUGAUAUCGGAAAAAGCCUGGCACCGCACGUGACGGGCUUGAAUGAAGAAUGCAGAUCAGAAGCUGUGGCCGCCUUGGGGAAUCUGGCUCGGCAGUGUGGGACCCGGGAGGUCAUCGAAACCCUCAUUUGCCAGUUUGCUGACCUGCUUCAUGCGCCUGAAGCAAAGCUGUCAACCACUUCUCAGCGACAAAAUCUGCUGUCUGGUCUCGGAGAGCUAAGUUCCCAUACAGUGCCAGGUGCAGCUGCGGAUCUUUGUUCUUUAGUGUUGGAGCGUCUGCUGCCGGUGCUGCGUAGUGAAGUGCACGAGGGAACGUUGGUUCAGUCUUUGCGCGUGCUGUCUCGAUGGUGCGGCCUCAGCCAGGACCUUCCUCAAGGCUUGGUGGAGUGCUUCCAAGCAGGUCUUACCCACAAGUCGUCUGCUGUGCGCUAUGCCUACCUGCAGUGCAUGUUGGUGACAUUCCAUCAUGGGGCCCCCCUGGUUAAGGCUGAACCCCUUGUUCCUGCCUUGUUGAAGAUCAUCGAGCGCGGUUUGGCCCAACCAGCCCAGGUGCCGGUGGUCUGCGAGGCCUUGGCGACUGCCUGCCUGGUGUUCCGUCUUCAUGCAGCAGUGCUACCAUCGGAAAAUCAGCUGAAGAGCAUGGUACAGCAGUUGCUGGAUCCGCAGAAACAGCCCUACUUCUCUGACAAGUUCCUGCAGGCAGCUCCUGAGGAUGCUCAGUCACUCGUUCUCCAGCUGGCUAGUCGUAUGUUAUUGGAUCAUCCUGACACCUGCUUUGCCAACCUUCAGCCGUUUGUGCUCCCAUUUCUGCGACCCCUGUGCCAUGAGUUGCUGACCGUGCGUCAAGCUGCUCAGGCUACUGUACGCAAGAUGGUCUCGGUACUGAGUGGUACGAGCCUGGCGUGCUACCUUCUGAAUCAGUUCCCAGGCUUUGUCCAGCACCUCCAGCGACCUCAGGAGUCUCUGCAAGCAGUGGUCGGAGGUGCAUUGAUGGCACUGUGCUCCGGUGCCAACCUGGAUGCACGAGAUUCGCAAGAACUGGCCCUGGCAUCCUUGCUGCCUGCUCACCUUCCAUUGCUCAGUUGCGGACAGCCGAGGUUGUGGCUACGUAUUUUACACCAGCUGAAGCUUGACCCCCAUGUCUUGGUGUCAGAUGAGAGGCUUUUGCUUACCCUGUUGAAGCCUCAUCAUGAUCGAUCCCAAGACCAGUCCAACGGUCGUUUCGAGGACAAGGUCCUUCCACCCGAAGCCCUUUUUGCUGCAAGGACUUUGUGCAAUCUAGUUCCAGCAGCCGUCGUUCCAGCCCUCUUGGCUGAAGUGGAACGUCUGCUACGUCAGCCCCAACUGCGCCAUGUAACAUCCCGGGAAUGUGCCAUCAUGCACACUCCCGCCGGCGUACUCUACGACCAAUCUGUCCUGGAAAGCAUUAUUGAGGCCACCACUGAAACCAAAAAUAUAAAGCGAGAGAGUAAGGCCUACUCGUACAAGGAACAGAUGGAGGAAAUUGAACUGAAAAAGGAGUUGGAAAAGAAAGGCAUAAAGGGCACCGUUGAACCGCAGCUGACAAAAAAGCAGAAGGAAGCCAUGGAAGCCCAACUGGAGAAAGAGCAAGCCGUCCGUCAACAUCUACUGCAGCUGAACAUGUCCCUGGAGCGAGCUCUGACUUUGUUAGAAGCGGUGGUGUCCCAACGCAGCGCCUGCGAGCAUGGGGCGCCCGCAUUUCCUGGCUUGGUGCAGGCUCUCGUGGCACUCUUCGCCAGUCCCCUGGCUGCACCCUCCGCUGCACGAGCCUUCCUGAAACUGACACAUUCCCUCUAUCCCGACGACCUGAACCAACUUGCCGAAUGCGUGGGGCACCUCGCGAUUCGUCUCUCGCAGCCAGCAGCAGAGGGCGUUGUGGACGAGCGUUGGACUCAGGAACCCGAGGGUAACGCACGCACCCGCGUGCUGGGUCAGUUACACGCGUUGUCCUGCCCCGCUGGAGCUUCGGGCGGCGCUUCUCCUGCCGGACGUCGUCUUCCAGCCCCGGCUAUGGCGUGCACGUUUCCCUUGGUGCAACUGGUGAUGGCUGACCCGCAGGCAGAAGAUACGCUCAUUACACAGUGUCUCCAAGUGUUGAGUGCCCACUCGUUCAUGCGAGGCACCCAUCCGCUUGACUGUCCUCGUAACCUUCCUGUCGAGCAGAUGUUGGAAGCCAUUGUGCAACUCUUGGCUCGUACUACUGGGCGCGUUCAGCGGCUGGCACAGAAGGUGGCAAUAGACCUCUGCCUGUCAUUGAGUGGUCUGGAAGGGUGCAGCAGGGCCAACUUUACUGAACUCCAAGUACUGCUUCGAGCCCUGUACAGCCCAGAACUGGUUGUGCGUGAAACAGCUUUGCAGGGAUUGUUGAUGCUGCAGCUGGUACUCCCAACACGAGACGUUGAUCCCAAGCAUGCCCUUGAACUGGCUUGUGGAAUUUGGAUGGCACGCUUCGACGGACAGCAAGAGAUUCAAGCUCUGGCAGACAAGCUUUGGUCUGCACUCCAGCUAGAGCCAGUGCCCGACAUGUGUCCAACCCUUCUACGGGACCUCUGCCACCAGCAGGUCGAAGUACGAGAAGCCACUGCCAGAGCGCUGGAAGCACUGGUGCAAAACCACCGUCAGAGCUUACAAGCUGUCCUAUUGCAGCUCUUUGACAUUUACACUGAUCACCUCAGGCGCCCCGAGCCAAAAAGAGACAGUUUUGGUCGCCUCCUUGAGGAGCCACUUCCGGACGUCUGGGAGCCUCGUAGUGGCGUGGGGCUAGCACUGAAGCAUCUAGCAUCCCUUAUGGGUCCUUCAGAUGUGCUGCAAGCCAUGCAGUUCUUUGUGCCGCAGGCACUGGCUGACCCCCAGCCACAGGUGCACAAGGCCAUGUUGGACGCUGCCACCACCAUCAUCGAUUUUCAUGGCAACGGUACGGUCCACCUCCUGCUGCCCCUCUUUGAGCAAUUUCUUGACGAAGCCCCCGAUGAAGGCAGCCUGGACCAAGUGCGCCAGAGCGUGGUUAUCCUUCUGGGUACACUGGCCAGACAUCUAGAAAAGGACAACCCCAAAGUGAAGCCAAUAGUUAAGAAGCUGAUUGAUGCCCUAUCCACACCUUCACAACAGGUACAAGAAGCAGUGUCUACUUGCCUGCCUCCAUUAAUCCCAGCCAUCAAGGAAGAAGCACCGGCUCUCGUGCAGAAACUGCUCACGCAGCUCCUGGAAGCUGAAGCUUACGGAGAGCGUCGUGGUGCAGCAUACGGACUUGCUGGCCUGGUCAAGGGCCUUGGCAUUCUCUCUCUGAAGCAGCUGGACAUCAUGAACGUUCUCACAGAAGCCGUGCAAGACAAGCGCCGUCCGCGUCGCAAGGAAGGGGCCCUCCUUGCCUUUGAAAUGCUCUGUAGCGUGCUGGGCCGCCUGUUCGAACCAUAUGUCGUACACGUAUUGCCGCACUUGCUUCUCUGUUUCGGUGACAGCGAUCAGUAUGUCAGGGAAGCCACGGACAGCACAGCGCGCGCCGUCAUGAGCAAGUUGACUGCCCACGGAGUGAAGUUGACCCUGCCGUCGUUGCUGGCGGGUCUGGAGAAUGACCUGUGGCGCACAAAGUCCGGCUCUGUAGAGCUCUUAGGUGCUAUGGCCUUCUGUGCCCCCAAGCAGCUGUCGUCCUGCCUGCCGUCUAUUGUGCCGAAGCUGAUUGAAGUGCUCUCGGAUUCUCACGUGAAAGUGCAACGGGCUGGUGCUCAGGCCUUGCGUCACAUUGGGUCGGUCAUCAAGAAUCCCGAAAUCCAGGCCAUAGUGCCCGUACUGCUGGACGCGCUUCAAGACCCUGCUGUGAAGACCUCUGGCUGCUUGGAGACGCUGCUCAACACAAAAUUUGUGCACUUUAUCGACGCUCCAUCACUGGCUCUCAUCAUGCCUGUGGUUCAGCGAGCGUUCCAGGACAGGUCUACGGAAACACGCAAAAUGGCUGCGCACAUCAUCGGAAACAUGUACUCUCUCACGGAUCACAAGGACUUGGCACCGUACUUGCCAUCCAUCAUACCGGGCCUGAAGCAGUCGUUACUGGAUCCAGUUCCAGAGGUCCGUAGUGUGUCAUCACGAGCCUUGGGUGCUAUGAUCAAGAGCAUGGGAGAAAGCUGCUUUGAGGACUUGAUCCCCUGGUUGAUGCAGACACUCACUUCAGAAGCUAGUCCCGUUGAUCGUUCCGGUGCAGCGCAGGGACUGAGCGAGGUGCUAGGGGGCCUGGGGGUAGAGAAGUUGCAGACGUUGAUGCCCGAAAUCAUCUCUACCGCUGAACGAGUUGACAUUGCACCUCACGUGAAAGACGGCUACAUCAUGAUGUUCAUUUACUUGCCGAUGGUGUUCCAGAAAGAGUUCACACCCUAUAUCUCUCAAAUCAUCAACCCUAUCCUCAAGGCUCUUGCGGACGAAAAUGAGUUUGUUAGAGAGACAGCCCUUCGUGCGGGCCAACGCAUGGUGAACAUGUAUGCAGAUACUGCCAUGGCGUUGUUGCUGCCCCAACUGGAGAAAGGUCUAUUUGAUGACAACUGGCGCAUUCGUUAUGCCUCCGUGCAGCUCCUUGGAGACCUCCUCUACAGGAUCUCAGGAGUCUCUGGUAAAAUGUCUACGGAGACCGCGGACGAGGAUGACAACUUUGGCACCGAGCAAAGCCACCGUGCGGUACUGCACGCUCUGGGCGAGGAGAGACGCAACAGGGUGCUGGCAGGAUUAUACAUGGGACGACUGGACACCUCGUUGAUGGUACGCCAGGCAGCGUUGCACGUCUGGAAGGUGGUGGUGAGCAACACACCGCGGACGCUGCGAGAGAUCCUACCCACGCUGUUCUCCCUUCUGCUGGGCUUCUUGGCUAGCAGCAGUUACGACAAGCAGCAGGUUGCGGCACGCACCCUCGGAGAUCUCGUACGGAAACUUGGUGAGCGCGUGCUUCCCGAAAUUCUUCCCAUUCUGGAGAGGGGCCUGGACAGUGACCAGCCAGACCAGCGCCAGGGUGUCUGCGUGGGGCUCAGCGAGAUCAUGGCCUCCACGUCCCGCGAGAUGCUUCUCACCUUCAUCGACAGCCUGGUGCCGACUGUCCGCCGCGCCCUCUGCGACCCGCUGAGGGACGUACGGGUGGCGGCUGCCAGGACUUUCGACGCCCUGCACGCGACCGUCGGACCGCGAGCUCUGGAUGACAUCCUCUCUCCGCUCCUCAGUCAACUGGAUGGUGAGGGAGAACUGGCAGAGUAUACUUUGGAUGGGCUUCGUCAGGUCAUGGCCAUCAAGAGUCGGGUUGUUCUUCCCUACCUCGUGCCUCAGUUGACUCAGUCUCCAGUGAACACAAAGGCCUUGUCUCGCCUCUCCGCUGUCGCUGGAGAUGCCCUUUCCAAGCACUUGGGUAAAAUCUUACCUGCACUGCUCGCAACGUAUGGGGCUGCCUUGGACACAACGCAGCAGCAGCAGGAGUUAGAAUAUUGCCAGGAAGUUGUGCUGUCAGUGAGUGAGGAGGCUGGUGUACGUUGUCUUGUGGACCAGCUUCUGGAAGGGGCACGGCAGCAAUCGACACGACGCGCUGCUGUUGCCCUCCUCUGUGCGUUCUGCAGUCACACGAAAGCAGAUUUGGGACCGCACGUGCAGCAAAUCCUGCGAGACCUACUCCUGCUGUUCACAGACAGUGACCCCCAUGUGCUGCAGCUGAGUGCAGAGGCCCUAGCUGCUGUCACCAAGACGCUGGAUACGAACCAGCAAAUUCUCUAUGUGAGCGAUGUCCGUCAGGCCAUUCGGUUUGCCAUGAGUGACCUCAAGGGGCAGGAAUACUUGCCAGGAUUUUGUCAAGAAAAGGGUAUCUCGCCAAUCCUGCCCAUCUUCAGGGAAGCUAUUCUGAUUGGGAGCCCCGAGCUCAAGGAGCAGGCUGCCCAGGGCCUCGGAGAAGUGAUUCGGCUCACUGAAGCGCAGGCUCUACGACAGUCGGUCAUCAGCAUUACCGGGCCACUGAUUCGAAUUUUGGGUGACCGCUUCAGCUUCAGCGUGAAGGUCGCGGUGCUCGAAACGCUGGCAUUAUUGCUCGCUAAGGUCGGAAUCCAGCUGAAGCCAUUCCUGCCUCAGCUGCAGACAACAUUUUUAAAAGCUCUCAAUGACGGCAACCGUCAGGUGCGACUACGCGCUGCUUUGGCCCUUAGCCACCUGAUUGUUAUCCACACACGCUGUGACCCAGUGUUCCAGGAGCUGCACAACUCGGUAAAAAAUCAGGAUGAUGCAGCUGUAAGGGAAACAAUGCUCUUUGCCCUGCACUGUGUGGUGUCUGCAGCAGGCAACAAGAUGUCAGACCUGAUGAGGAGGAAUGUGACAGCCACAGUAGCCACAUACCUGGGUUCGUCGGAAGACAGCUGCCGCACGGCUGCUGCCGGUUGUCUGGGGGCACUUUGCCGCUGGCUGCCUCAGAACGAGCUCACAAAUUUUGCACGCGACUACCUCUUGAACAAAGAGUCAAGCGAGGAGUGGACAUUGCGCCAUGGCUGCAGCGUAACGUUGGCGGUCGCGCUGAAGCAGGCCCCCGAACGGCUCCUGACGGAGGAAUGGACAGAUGCUAUAGUAGCGACGCUUAUCAAGUACCUAACUGCCGAUCGGGUACCAAUCGUACUGAGUGGUGUGCGAGCGACAGUGUAUUUCUUACGCUACACCAUGAAGGAUUCCGACAACUUGCCACAGCCAUUGCUCACGACAUUUGCUAAGUGCCUAAACCAUGGAAGUAAUGAGGUGAAGCAUCUGGUGGCACAGAGUUGCCAGUGGGUGUGUCGGGAACCAGCGAGGCCGACUCCACAGCUCAUGCGGGCGCUCGUGCCCCAGCUGGUGAACGGAACAAAGGAGAAGAACUCUAUGGUACGAGCCAGCAGCGAGUCAGCACUAGUCACACUUCUCAGGUUGCGUGGACCGUCAAACAACGUACUUCAGGAGUGCCUGGGAGUACUAGACGCAGGUGCCAGAGAAGCACUGGAAGACGUACACGCACGUGUACUCAGACGGGUGGCCCUGCAACCCCAACCCAAGGAAGAGGAGGACCUGGAUGACACUAUCCAGUGGGGAAACAACUCAACCCUGUAAAUGAACGCCUAAAAUACACACACACACCCUUGUUACUGGAAGGAGUUUUUACGACACUUUAUGCGCACCCGUGUGGUGUCAGUCAUACGACUCUCAACUCGAAGAAAUUGACAGUGUCGGUGGUUGCAUCGGUCCUUCUGAGAACGUUUUACAGUGUGCUGUUGAGACAUCUUUAUUUUGCUUCUAGUAUCUCGUUCUUCUUUUCCGUUUGAAAGUGUCGAACCAGGUCUUGUGUGACUUAAAUUUUGGGGAGGAGUGGGGGAGUGGGAGGAUUCUAAGGUUAUUAUUAUUGAGGACCCCGUGCGAGUUAGUGUUUCACAAGCUCACUUUUCGUAAUGGGACUCCCCCUUUUUGGUUCUUUAUUAAAUCUGUGUGUUGAGUUGUAAAUAAAUAUAAAAUUGUCAAGGUA